Messenger RNA from Vitrella brassicaformis, 3255 nucleotides. The record is from the annotation of a GenBank genome assembly. NCBI's taxonomy places the organism in Eukaryota, Vitrellaceae.
GCAUGGAUGUGUGCAUCUGUGCGUGAGUGCAUCCAUCACUCAGUCUCCUCCUCCUCCUUCAUGGUGUCCAUCGCUUUGAAGGCCCCCAAGCAGUCCACAAGACCCGAACCAGUGGCCAAGUCCUCACCCUCAACUGCACACACGCAGACACAGACACAGACACGAACGAAGUGGCGGCAUGAUACAUGCGUCUGUCGACUCGGUACGGACCGUCCAUAUCGACGGCGGUGUCCUUGAGGAUCUGCUUGACGGCGGCAGGAGUCAGGUUGGGAUUCUGCUCGAGCAUCAGGGCCACGCAGCCAGAGAUGUGGGGCGCCGCGGCAGACGUCCCGAAGAAGUUCGGGUCGGCGUCUUCGUCCUUCUCGCUGUCGCUAUAGAAGCUGGCCGUAUUGCCACCUGCAGACACCAAGGGGAGCCAAGCCGCCGGCAUUCAUGUCGUCACUUCGUGUUGUGGCAAGCUCACCGUCGAUGCCAACCAUAUCGGGCUUGACAAGUUUCACCUCCUCGAUGGCUCCGCCGGCGUCGUCGAAGAGAAGGGGGAUGUAGCCGACCGAGGAAAACUCCUCCUUCUCAGGUUUCUCCAGGUCCCCGUCGAAGUAGUUCGUGUUCUGCGCACACAGGCGCACCAGAAGAGGCAGUCGAUUGUACUGGUUGCUCAUCUAUCUGACGUGUUUGUCUGACCUGCCAGAAUGCUGCACCGGCAGAAAUGGCGCCCUCGGCAUUGCAGUGGCCUGGGGACACAACACACCCAUCCCCACAUCAUGUGCACACAGGAGAUGGUUUCGCGGCCAUCCAUCCGUUAGUUAGGUCGACAUGCUCCAUUCGCCCGCCUCUCACCGUAGAUGGUGGCCCCUCCUUUGUUGCAGCACUCAUUCUUGACCUUGGCGCCAUCGAUGACGGCCGCAACAUACUGGGGGUCUGGGUCGUCGUUGGUUUCCUUUUGCAACCUUCUGGAGUCUCCCCUGGCAUCACCACUGCCAACCCACUUGAGGAUCGCUAGGUAGACAGUCUCAUUCUCCAUGUUCUCAUUCUGCAGGCAUGAAGGCAAGACAGCACGCACUCAUGUGGUGCGAAUCGAAGGGCGAAUGUGGAUGGCGCAUACGUAAUACUCAAACAUCUCCAUCGCGUCGCCGUCCGCGUUGAUGGUGUUGCUUCCGCCGACGAUUUCCCACUCCGCCGCCUCACCCUCCUGAUUGUCCUCCUGCUUUGCCUUUUGGAGCAGGUACAUAUCCAAAUCACUAUCCGCACCUUUGCCUCCAGCAGACUGCCACACAAAGAUGCAUGUGUACCCCCCUCCCUCUCUGUGUGUGUGCGUGUGUGUGUCGUUGACUGACCGCGCUGGGGGAUGCCCAGUUCAUGAUCAUGAGCACGCCCAUGCCGCCUUCGACCUCCAGCUCCAACAGGCUCUCGCAGUUCUUGCCUUUCCCCGAGAAACAGUGCAUCUCGUACGUCUCGCUGCAUAUAUCGCAUCAGGACAAAGCCACCACCGACCCGACCCAUGUUUGUAUGUGUACACCGGCGGCUGCUACGUGUGAUGUAAUCUGUCUCACUUUUGCAGGACCAUCUCUUCGCCGCUGUUGGUGAAGUUGGCAAAGUACCCGGCAUUGCCCCAGUUGCCUGCGGCCGACAGGUAAGUGCUGCCCUUGGCGACCACGUCCUCGGCGGCUUGAGCAAUUAUACCAUGCUGGAACAUCGGCUCUGCCAUUACAGCACCACAAGACACAACAGACAGGCCGACCCAUGUCAGCAGGUAUCCAGUUCAGAAGGAGAGUGAUCAUCUGUUUGCGUACCAGCGAAGUAGAUAACAUCGUCCACAAUGACUUUACAGCCGACCUUGUGCAGCUCUCCGAUGUUUGCAGCGAAGCCCGCCUCACCGUCGAAGGCAGUCGCGAAGGCAAGCUUGGAGCCGGGGGCUAUGUCGUGAACGAUCUCCAUCAUCCCCCCACCCUGCAUAUAAGGGGCGUAGAAGGAGCACACUCGUGUUUGCAUCAUGUGAGCGUGGUGUCCAGCGUCUUGUCUCUCACCUCAUCACUGCCCAUAGCCUGAUCUUGGAUGACCUCCACUCCUUCCUUCGGCAGGUCGUUCUGCUUUAUCAGCUUGUCGGCAACGCCGGUGGCGUUGUAGGAGUCAGAGAGCACGCCCACCUUCACGCCCGAGCCGUUCACGGCAUACUGGUUCCUGACCUCCGACGUGUAAGAGGCGUCGUCGCCCUCGGUCGUCACAGUACCCACCAGCUUGCGCACGGGCGGCACAGGCAGGGGAGGGGCUUCCAAGCCCAGACGCUCGGCCCUCUUCUGCUUUGCGGCCAUCCUCCUCCUGAGCAUACCCGACCUCGUGUCCAUUCGGGAAGCCCUCACCAGCAGCACCUGGGGCACCUUGGCCACCUGCAGGAUGGCCUCGUAGGGCAAAAAGCCGCUCCUCAAGUGCUUGUGGCUCUUCAGGUCGCUGAGGCCGAGGGAAGCGAAGUCGGCCUGCAGCGCCUCGGCGGACGUGUCGGCGUUUUGCGGGUUGAGGACGAUGUCGACGAGGAUCUUCUCCUUGGUCACGCGGGUCCGCGUGCGCUCAGCAAACUGCUUGAGGCCCUUCUCGGACAUGAAGAAGUCGCGGAAGGGCUCGAAGGUCUUGAGGAUGCCCCGGUCGCUCUGUGCGGUGUCCUGGCCCUUCUGGCGCUUCUGGAAGCCGUCAUAGAGCAGAUGCACCUGGUAGAGGAGGGUGUCCAGCCCCUGAGGGGGGCGCCGCAAGUCCAGAGGCAUCGACACUCUGUCCAUGGGCUGGAGCAUCGGCCUUGCACCUAUGACACGACAAAUACCACAGACAAAGACAGCAAUGGUGAGCGGUGGGUCUCCGUGCACCGCCCCGCCGGCCCAACGGUCGCUGACCAUCCUCUUCGCCCUUGGCCUCAUGGUCGCCGGAGCGCUUCUUGCCGGCGCCCGAUUGCUUCCCCUCGCUCUCUGCUCACCACACACCAUACACACACACACACACACCGGCCGGCAAUACCUUGUGUCGCGCUCUGGCAUUGUUCUCCCCGCCCCCCCUCGCUCUGCUUACUCUUGCUGUCCGCUCUGAAGGAGUCGGCGCUGGCGAAGCAGACACCAAGGGCGAGGAACACCGCAGCCAACGGCCCUGCUCUCAUCUUGCUUCUCGGUAGAGAGGGCGCCGCCUGCUGCCUAUGUAAAGCUGUACAGCUUCAACCUUGUCCUUGGCUGAGUCUGCUCACGAGGAUUGGAAAGGGAAAAUCCGACAAAAAGCAAC